AUGGCGGAGUCGAAAAAAGGGGUCAAGCAGGCCACGAUCAGCGCGUUCUUCUCCCCAAAAACGACUAAACCGGUAUCUGAGGACAAGAAACCGGUGGAAUCAGAACUCAAGAGGGUAUGCGUUAAAAGACCGCGGGUUUCGUCGGUUGAUGCUAAUUCCGAGGUUAAUUCCGAGGUUGUUUCCACUGAUCGAGUGCACCUUGCAGUACAAAAGCAAGUCAAACCAAAAGCUUUAGCAAAGCUGAAAGCCGAAGCUACGGGUAAAACAGAGCCGAUGUUGAAGGUCAAGAAGAAGAAGAAGCAGCGGCUCGUGCGCUUUACGUCUCCCCACGCGGUGACUGCCAAAGACGAAGAGGAGGAGCAGUUUGAUGAAGAUGAUGAUGAUGUGUUUAACACUCCUGAAGCCAAGAGAGCUCGAGCAGAAUUGGAGACGGGGGCAGGAGUCGUUCCUGCUGGAGCUCUCAUCUUGGACGAUGCUAUUGUCGAGGAAGAAGAAAUUGUCACGAUUGGAGAAGACGAUGGUGUGGUAAUGGGUGAAGAAACGAAAGGUGUGGAUGAAGACGCUGCUUCUGGCGUGGUCGAUUCGGCUAUAGUUCCGGUCGUAGAUGAUACAGCGGAGAUAGUAGCUGCAGAAACAGAUGACGACAAGAAGACAAGGAAUUCAGUGACGACUAAUUUGUCCGCUGUGAAAGACACCCAAGCAAAAGCCAUGUCGAUGACGAAACGGCAGCUCAAGGUGAAAGAACUAGCUGCAGCUGCUGCAGAGUCAAAGGUUGCUCGUGUGGAGCCUUUGGAUCCGAUUAUACAGGCUCGCGUUGAUACGUACAAGAUGAAGACUGAUGAGCUCACAAGUGUGUACAGAGAGCUCUCACUGUCGGAGCAGGAAAGCGAUGUGAUUAUGCAAGACAUUUACGGCGUUAAACUAGAUUACGACCUGGGUGUCAUCGUGGACGAGAGCAAAGUGCAACAAGCGCUGAUAGAGACGUGGCAGAAACUUCAGGAUCAUGCGCGCUCUAUUCCUGACAGAGCAGAUGUGGUCGUGUUGCCCGCUACUGUAUCAUUUCCCCAUGAGGUGAAGUGUUUUAUUGUGAGAGCGAUACAGGGUCGAUCUGCAAGUUUGUCAGCGGUGUCGCGAGGACUUUUAGCCGCAUUUAAGAAAACCGUUGAAGUGGCAAAUUGUGAUGUGGGAGAAACAAAAACUAAGGGUGGAUCUGGUGUAGACCUUGCGGCAUCGUUAGCAAUGGAAAUGGAGAUCAAGAUGCUGGCACAACGCACACCACACGGUGUUCGUCCUGCCAAGGCCAAUGUUUAUGAAGACACUAGCGUCGCCGCAUUGUGGGUGUGGGAGGUCGGCAGCUUAGAAAAGUACUUUGGAGAUGAAGCACAAAAGAUGAUUAAGCGUAUGCGCAAGCAUCGCAAGCGUCUUGGGCAGCAAUUGAAAGCAUUGGCAAAGGUGGUCCAACUUUUGCAUCAGAAGCCUGUAGAUGAGACGAAAGUGAGUGCUGAAGAGGCAAAAGUUGGAAAGUUUGGGCUUGUAGUGGCUACUGAAUUACAAAAGGCGAGGGACAAGGAGGUGAAAAUGGUAGAGAAACGCACUGUUGCUGAGGAGAAAAAGUUGCUGGAUAAGCGCCGUCUUUUAGAGCGUCAGGAGGCAAAAGAUGAGGAGAAACGGAAACGUGACCGCGAAGUGGAGGAGAAGGAGCUCGAGUCAUUCAAGGCACAAAAGAAAUUCAAGUCUUUUUUUGCAGCUGCUGCAGCCAACGGUAGUGGAACCUGUGACUCCAUCACAGAUGUGACAGGUGAUGACGAUGAAUUGCAGGCCGUCCAUCCAGAAAGUCGCAGCACAACGAUUGCUCGCAUGGACGCAGCUAUUGGCUUUCUGGGUUCAGCGGCGAAUCCGUCACUCGGUGAUCCACCAGGCCCAUCGUUUCAAUCUAGUGUCUCGAUGCUGAAAAAAGGCAAACGAGGUACUACCAGCAAUACCGAUCUGACUUCUUCUUCUUCUAGCUGGAGUGGUCGGCGCCAUUGCGACCCCAAGUUGGGUGUGAUGAAGUUACUACAGUUUUACGAGAACAAUCGGCCAGCAUAUUACGGCACUUUCAGCAAGCGAAGCCGGCUUUUCCGUGGUGGUCGCCGUCCAUUUACGCAGUAUUCCAAGUUCGACUACAGUGUUGAUAGCGACGAUGAGUGGGAGGAGGAAGAGCCGGGCGAGAGUCUGUCUGACGAUGAAAACGACGGCGACGAGUCUGAUGAGGAUAAUUUGGACUACGAUGACCAGUGGUUAGCUUAUGAGGAUGAGGUGGACUAUAUGGAUGAUGCUGAUAAAGAGGCAGAUCUGAUAAGCGGUGAAGCCCUAUCGUCACCGACGAAGCACAAACUGCCAUCGCAGCUCGAGAAGAAACGUCGAGCAGUUAAAUCAGCCAAGCUGGAGCCCCAAAUUAUUGGUCCGUUCUGGUGCGUCCAUGGGGGUGACAACUGUACCGGUGGCCAUUUUCCAGAGCUUGCGGGUGAGCUGUUGAGUGAACCUGCGUUCGAAUCCAGUUUGAUGAAAAAAGCUCGUGAGUACGAAGAAGAGCAGAAGCGGAUAGAAGCCGUGCGUCAAGCGCAGCAGCAGCAGCUCGACGAUGAGCGGCUGAAACAGGAGAGGCAGAAAGCUCAAGGCAAGGACAACCAAGAGAAGACAGGGACAGCUACAGCCGCUCCCGAGACGCAAGCUGCUUCGUCUCUUGUGCCACAGCAAGCCAAUGCGAUCAAGACGUUGGCUUCUGUUGAACCAACGCCUGCAGCAGCGUGUCUACAGUCGUCACCACCCAAAGCGCCGAAACAAAUCGACUCGUGGUUCAAGAAAAUUGCAAGUCCGGUGCCGACCGCACCGCCACCAACGACUGCAACUUUAACACCGACAAUGCUCUCGCAGUUACCAAGAUCGGCUCCGCCUUCUUCUGGCGACAAGACCAAGUCAACUGACGAAAGCAGCCCAGCGAUCGACGUUAUUGAGGUCGACGGUGACUAG
Molecule: messenger RNA, 3012 nt
Organism: Peronospora matthiolae
Lineage: Eukaryota; Oomycota; Peronosporomycetes; Peronosporales; Peronosporaceae
Source: the annotation of a GenBank genome assembly